This is a messenger RNA of Trichoderma aggressivum f. europaeum, 1353 nucleotides long. RefSeq lists its product as uncharacterized. NCBI's taxonomy places the organism in Eukaryota, Fungi, Ascomycota, Sordariomycetes, Hypocreales, Hypocreaceae. Gene Ontology annotation, molecular function: glutamine synthetase activity. The transcript has a single exon. The record is from RefSeq and is a predicted model, not a curated record. The coding region runs from base 1 to 1353 and encodes 450 amino acids.
AUGGAUCCCAACGACACCAAACCAAACCUGAACGGCUCACCCAACAGUGAACCCAACACAAAGAUCGCGGCAGCCGCCGCCAAAUUCUUCAGUGAUCACCCCAAUAUCCGCUUUGUUCGUUUUCAGUGGCAAGAUCAUUCUGGUCUCUUGCGAGGUCGCAUAAUUCCUCUUGAGCAUGCACUUGCGAUAGCAGCAGGAGAACGGCCGUUACGCGUGGGACCAGUGGCCUUCCACGGCGUCGUAGACAACAGUCUGCUGCCGAGCACCGAUUUCAAGGGCAACGAUGUGCUUGUGACCGAUUGGACAUCGCUACGGACACGGCAACGACUAGAUCCCUUGUAUGCCAGCGUCAUGUGUCAGGUUGUCAAGCACGUCCCCUACCUGCCUCAGCCAAACUGGGAUCUCUGUCCACGGCGGGCCUUGGAGGCGGUCGUGGAAAAAGCAAAGCGGACGCUCCAUGUUGACUUCCUUGUCGGGUUCGAGGUUGAGUUUGAAAUCAUGAAAGCCACGGACGAAGGAGGGUAUAUUCCUUAUGCCAAAAGCCUAGGCAACUUUGUGGUAUCCUCGUAUCGUGAUCCUUGCUUCGCAUAUAUAGAGGAAGCUGUUGUGGCACUGAUGGAUGCUGGGGCCAAAAUCGACGCAUUCCAGAGCGAGGGUAAACGGGGGCAAUACGAAAUCACGCUGGGGCCGCUCCAUCCUGUGCAAGCUGUUGACCAGUUAAUCCUGGUCCAUGAUACCCUCAAGCACAUAUUUGCCCGUCACGGACUGGUAGCCACCAUGUCACCACGCCCUUUGCCAUCGCGACGGCAAUCGUCGGGACAACAUGCCCAUAUCAGCAUCAAUCCGCCGCAUGAUGAGGAAUCUUUCUUGGCCGGUAUGCUGCAGAGGCUUCCACAGCUUUGUGCCUUUGGUCUUCCUUACGAAAUAUCCUAUGAACGCGUGAAGCCUGUAUUUGCCGGCAACAUGGUGUCUUGGGGCACCGAAGACCGCACAGUACCUAUACGGAAAGUCAAGGCCGGCCACUGGGAAUUUCGUUCCCUUGAUGCCACGGCCAAUAUGUAUCUUGCUUUAGCAGCAAUACUGAGCGCUGGCAUGAUUGGAUGUGUUAAAAAGGAGCCUCUGUUGCUAAAGGACUCCGGGAUCAAUACUGAAGCGGAUGGUAAAUUCGGCGAAAUGUUGCCACAAAGCAUUGAUGAAGCCCUUGGCCGGCUGGAAAUGACGUUUGAAGAGCUUGAGGUUAUGAUGGAAAGCAAAAUAAUCCGACACUAUCUCCAGGUGAAGAAAUAUGAAGCAUCACUGGUUCGGGACAUGGGAACACAAGCAGCUCGGGAUAUUCUGAUUGAGCUUUUCUAG